Symbiodinium natans is the source of this 2385-nucleotide messenger RNA. The record is from the annotation of a GenBank genome assembly. Lineage: Eukaryota; Dinophyceae; Suessiales; Symbiodiniaceae.
AUGGCGACUGCCUUUGUGCAAGUUCGUGGGUCUACAGGGCGCGUGCCCUCUACUUCAAGCAGCCGCGCGAGAGCCUCCCUUCAGCCCGCCGCACCACUCUCCGCACAGGAAGCAGAUGGACGGCGAUGGGGCCCCAUCGCUGCUGCGUUUUGCGGUGCAGCUGUGUCGUUGGUGACCCGCCGGCGCCCCCACCGGGCUGAAGCUCCGAAGGCCCCUGCAGCUGCACCCUCAGCCUCCAAAGGUUCAAGAUUCCAGCGGGUGCCUCCCUGGAUGGUGGCUGUGCUGGGUCUCUCCGUGGUGUUGCUCCAUCGGGUAGCCUUGAAGGAGUUCAGGCACAAUAUCCCACCUGCUCGCUUCAUUGUCUUCCUGCACACGGUGUUUUUCCUCAUGGCCAGUCAACUCAUGCCUCCCUCCAAAUGGCCUCACGAGCAAAACUACAAAGUGGUGGCGUUGGUUGGCGCGAUGGAAUUCCUGGGCUGGGCCUCCUUGCAGCAAGUCGCUUUCGCCGGCGGCCUCGGUGUCACUGCGGCAUUGCUGAAUGGGGUGUCCUUGCUCCUGACGUUGCUCUGCGCCCGGCUGAUCCUCGGCAGCCACGUCCGGCCAUCGGCCUGGAUAGGUGCUGCGAUUGUUGCCGUCGGUGUUGGUGCCACAGGGUCCAUGUCAAAUCUGUUCUCCUCCUCCAUCAGCGCUGGCCACGUGGCAUUGCUCGGUGCCUCGCUGGCUUUCUCGAGCAUGGCCCUCACAGGAAAAGAGGUCCUGUUCUCGGGACGAGCGCCACUUUCCGUGCCGAUGGUGGCGUGCAUCGCAUCCUUCGCACAGCUCAUGGCCCUGGCGAUGCCCGAGCUUCUCAGCCUGCGGAGCUUUCCUGGAAGCCUCCAGUUCGCGCAGAUCAUCAUCGGUCCCGCACCAAGGAUCAUGUCGUUGGCUUGGCCGGCUUACCUCUACAUCGCCGCAAGCGGAGCCCUCCGCCUUACCUUCACCUGGGGCUUGCGCGCCGCGAACGCCUCCACAGUCCAGCUGGUAAACGCAGUCGCUGUACCUUUUGGAACGGCUCUUCUGACAAUGCUGUCGCCCCACGGCCACCUGACACCGAAAAUGGUGGGCGCGCUGGCUCUCACAUUGGCGGGCAGCAUCAUCUUCUUCCGGGGUGGCAGCCCCUCGAUCAAGUCGUCGGCGCUCUUCGCCACAAUACUGACGCCGGAAGAGCUGAAGGAGGAACAGGAGUGGAAGCAGGCCGAUGUUCACCGGGCCCAGAGGGAGGAGCAGGCAAAGAAGGACGCAGCUGAGAAGCGCAAGCAAGCCGAGGAGUUCAAGAAAAAGUCUGCAGAGGAGCAGAAGCGAAUUCGCAUGGAGCGUGAAGAAGCCAGAAAGAAGCAAGAGGAAGAGAAGCAGCGUCAGAAGGAGGAGGAGAAGAGGAUCCGGGAGGAAGCCAGGCUCAAGGCACAGGCAGAGAAGACACGAUUGGAAGAGGAGCGCCAGGCGAAGAAGGAGGCCGAGCGCAAGGAGCGAGAAGAGGCAAAGCAAAAGGCUGAGGCCGAGCGCAAGAAGAAGCAGGCAGAGUAUGAAGCUCAGAAACAAGAGGAGCAGAGGUUGGCUAUCGAAGCGAAAAAGCAGAAGGAGGCGGCAGAGAAGCAGCGCAAAGAGGAGGCCAAGGCUCGUGCAGCCGAAGACCGGAAGCGCCAGGAGCAGGAGAAGAAGGAAGCCGAUGCCAAGAGGCGCGCGGAGCAGGAAGCAGCGCGCGCGGAGGCCGAGCGCCUGAAGCAGGAACAAGAGAAGGCUGCGGCGGAGCAGCGGCGCUUGAAGGAGGAGGAAGAACGCCAGAGGAAAGAAGCUGAAGAACUUCAGCGAAAGCAAGCAGCGGAAGCUCUGCUGCAACAGCAGCAGGCUGAGCAGAAGCAGAAGGAGGAAGCCGAGCGCAAGCGCAAGGAAGAGGAAGCUCUCAAGAAGCAGCAGGAGGAGGCAGCGCUUCAGCGCCAGCAGGAGGAGGCUCGGAAGCAAGAGGAGGAGAGGAGAAGGCAGGAGCAGGAGAAGAAGAUGGCUGCCGAAAGCAAGCCCCUCAGCGACGAGGAAAAGCUCGCGCAGGAGAAGGCAAAGAAGGAGGAGCAGAAGAGAUAUUCGCGCCUGAGCUUCAAGUGGAAGAUGCAAGAUGAGACACGCCUCAAGGAGGAGGUUGAGCGUGUGAAGGAGGAGGUCGAGAAGAGGCAGGAGGAGCUGCGGGCGCUCCUGGCCUCCAAGGAACAGGAGCAACAGCAGUUCCAACAGAGGCAGCAGAUGGCAGAGGCGGAGGCAAGAAGAAUUGAAGAGAUGAAGUCCAAGGCUCCAGCGCUGCAGGGCCUUUCCAAACAAGGGGGAGGUGGCACAGGCUCCUCACAGGACUCAAAAUGA